This is a messenger RNA of Pedinophyceae sp. YPF-701, 3435 nucleotides long. Lineage: Eukaryota; Viridiplantae; Chlorophyta; Pedinophyceae. The record is from the annotation of a GenBank genome assembly.
AUGAUGCUGCUCGCCGCGGGCGGGUGGCAGGGAGUGGCGAGGUUUGUGGGCGCGGUGUUGGCGGUGGCGUUCGCGGCGUUUGGGCUCGUGCGGUUCUUCUCGGGCCCGCCGGCGCCCGCGGCGAUGACGCCGCCGCACCUGCGCCCGAAAAUGCCGUGGUUCGCGUGGCUGGGAGGCAAACGGACACCCCUGUCAGCCCUCGUCCUCGGAGAAGGCCAGGCCCCCGCCGACACCUGGGGCGCCAUCCACCAGUCCGUCGUCGACUUCCGCGCCACCCGCAGGGGGGGGUUAGAGCUUCUGACGGACUUCUCAUACUACGCCCUAAUGCUCCAGCCCGACGGGGCGACCUACCAGCGCCUCGAGGCCGACCUGAACGGCCUGAACCGCCACUUCACGGCCUACCGCGGCGCGCGCGCCAACUGCGGCGACCGCGAGAUCCUCUCCCAGACGACCCUCUCGCUCGAGUCCGCCGCGAUGGCGUGCACUGCCAACCCCCGAUGCACCUUCGUCAGCCGGGACCCCUCCUCAGGCUGGACGUACUUCUGCUUCGGCAAGUACGGCUCGUUCGACGAGUACUCCAAGGGCGGGUACCCGGGGUGGUGGAGUCUGGAGCGCGUCGGGUGCGAGGACCUGACGCCCGACAUGGCGGCGGUGCUGCAGUUUGCGGGGCGGAACCCGGUGUGCAAGCGGAGCUGCGAGUGCCCGGAGGGGCUGUUCGCGCUGGAGCCGUGCUCGGCGACGCGGGACGCGUCGUGCGUGGAGUGCGCGGACGGGGGGGUGUGUCCGGAGGCCCCCGGGGCCGUGAUCGUCGAGAACUUCGCGACCGCGUCCACCAAGGCCCUGCACGCGGUCCCGCUGCCCGAGAGCCUCCGCAGCGAGCUCGGCACGCAGGAGAUCGAGCGCCUCGCGCCGGAGCUCAUGGCCGCGUUCAACCCCGCCGUGUUCGAGCACGACUCCAAGUUAUACUCGGUGUACCGUCUGACCAACCGCCACCUGUGCGCGGGCGGCGACGGCACGGUCGUGCGCGGGUCGAAGCAGGACCUCCUCUUCGCCUGGUCGCUCAUCGGCCUCUGCGAGCUCGACCCGGCCACGCUGCUGCCCGUCGAGGGCCGCUGCACGUCGCUGCACGUGCCCUUCCGCGACAUGCAGGGCACGGCGGGCUAUUUCGAGAGCCGCGCGUACGGGGGCAUCGAGGACCCGCGCGGGAUCUCGAUGGGGCCCGGGAACGGGUUCCUCGUCUCCGGAACAGUCAACUUGGGCGUAAAAGUGAACGAGAACUUCCAAACGUUCGCCAAGAUGUGUUUGUUGUGGCUCGAGAUCGAGGAGGAGGAGGAGGGGUACGAGGGGCCGCCGAGGAUCAAGUUCGAGAAGGGCAUGGUGUUCGAGCACCGGCACGGCCGCGCGCUGAGUCAGGACAAGAACUGGAUGGUCUCGCUCGACCAGUCCGGCGCGGACCCGCAGCCCGACGGCCGCCCGGGCAUCCACUUCGUCAUGUUCCCCAUGCCGCCGCGCGUCUGCCGCGUCAACGUCGCCACCGCCUCGUGCGAUUUCGUCGAGUUUUCAAAACCGGACCUCAUUCGCGCCCUAGGGCACGACACGGAGAAGUACGUGCAGCACCUCGGGCCGUGGCACGGCGGCGGCGCGCUCGUGCGGACCGACUUCGGCCUCCUCGCACUCGUCCACCAGCGGAAGAAACAGAGACAAGGAUCCCUAUACACGCAUCGCAUGAUGCUGUUCGACACGAUCGACCCCACCGUGCCCAUCUGGGCGAGCGAGCCGUUCCGGCUCCCGUUCGUCGGCGUCCCGGACGAGGACGUCCAGAUGGCGACGUCCCUCCAGCCCCUGGCGGAACUCCCCCCCACCCUGCGUCAGCGCAUCGUCAAGGACGCGCUCGGGCUGGCCGGCGCGCAGGCCGCGGAGGCCGCGGCGCGCAUGGCGCUCGUGUCCUGGGGCGUCGCGGACUGCUCCGCGCAGCUCGCGGUGAUCGAAUUACCCAUCGAACAGAUGCGGCAGGCGCAAAGAAGGUACUUGGACAAGGGUGGGGAGGUGUCUCUGCAGCCGGCGCGGCCCGUGUCGGCGCGCGCGCCGCCGUUCACGCUGCGCAACUCGCGCGUCCCGGCGUACGGCGCCGGAGUCAGGUUCCACGUGUGGUCGGGCCCCGACAACCCCUGGCACCACUUGCUGGCCGAGGUGAUACCGCUGCUGGCGGCGUGGACGCCGGAGCCGUCGCCGGGGGUGUCGCAGCUGGGCGAGCAGGAGCCGAUGAAGCCGCUGCGGCGGGGCAACGUCCGGGUGGUGCCGCUGGCGGUGAGCGACGAGGCGCCGCCGGCGAAGCGCGGAGAGGGCGUGGAGGCGCUCGGGCACGUGCUGAUGGCGAGCAACACGGCCGCGAACGCGCCCGCGGCGGUGGCCGUGCGGGCGUUCGCCGACCACCUGCUGCGGCGGCCGUCGGCGCCGGUGUGGGUGCAGUUCUGGGACUUCGGCGUCCUGGCGCUGCCGGAGGAGUCGCUCGAGAUUCUCCGCGACGACGUCGACGACAUCUGGGUCCCGUCCCCGUGGGGCGCCGCCGUGCUCAAGGCCGCGGGCGUCCCGCCCGACCACGUCUUCACACUCCCCCCCACCCUCGACCGCGACUCCCCCCUCCACACCGAGCUCCGCACCCACUGCGGGUGCCCCUCCCAGGGCACGGGCCUCAAAGACCGCCACCGCGGGAAGAAGUUCCGCUUCGGCAUCGUCACGGACCUCUCCCCCGGCUCCGGCCUCGAGUCCGUCGUCCGCGCGUUCUUCGCCGCCUUCCCCGACGGCGAGGCCUCGCUGGGUCGCGCCGCGGAGCUCCACGUGCUCGUCUGGGGCCCGCGCGCGCGCAAGUACGACGACCCGUUCGGCGCCGCGGAGGCCGGCGGCGACACGGAGCAGGAGGUCCCCCCGCACCUCUUUGACGGCGUCAGCGACGAGGACAAGCAGCGCGUGGUGAUGCGGUCGCUGGUGUCGCAGUUCAACAUUGGGCCGCACGUGCUCGACGUGCUGGUGUUCGCGCCCGCGGGGACCACGACGUACGCGCCGCUGACGUGGGCGAUCGAGUGCGGAGUGCCAGCGAUCGCGCUGGAGCAGCCGAGCGCGCCGCUGGUGGUCCCCGACGGCUCGUUCGUCGUCACCGGCGUCCUCGAGCCGUGCCGCCAGUUCCCCUGCGGCUUCGACGCGCCGGCGCUCCUUGGUCGGAGUCUCCCGGAGUGGCCAACCUGGCUGUCCUUCUCGCGGCAGGCGAUGGCGGACGCAAUGGUGAAAGCGGCGCACGCGGAGGCGGACACGCUCAAGGCGAUGACGGAGGCGGCGCGGGAGCACCUGCACGGGGUCGCGCUUUCGACGGAGGAGGCAGCGGGGGAGAUUCUGGUCCGACUGGAAAUGCUCAUUGACAGACUGGGGGAGUCGCUGUGA